Dicentrarchus labrax (European seabass) is the source of this 2408-nucleotide messenger RNA. It is a transcript of the gene gxylt2, whose product is annotated as glucoside xylosyltransferase 2. Gene Ontology annotation, biological process: protein O-linked glycosylation via N-acetylgalactosamine. The record is from RefSeq and is a predicted model, not a curated record. Gene Ontology annotation, molecular function: UDP-xylosyltransferase activity. Lineage: Eukaryota; Metazoa; Chordata; Actinopteri; Moronidae. The coding region runs from base 1 to 1347 and encodes 448 amino acids. The transcript has 7 exons.
AUGCGGAUCCACGGCAAAGUAGUUGUGAUCGCCGUGUGUUUCGGAGUUUUCCUACUUUUGUACUUUUUGGGGGGCAACGCCGCGGACGACCCGCUGUUGAAAGAAGUUGUGGACGAGGAGGAGGAGCAGGAAAGCAAGUCUUCUCCGUCGCACCCGGAGCUCGGACGCGAUGUUGCGGCAAAGUUUGCGAAGAAACCACCCGCCGGGGUCGGCGUGCGUGCGGAAGAGCCCCUUAAGAGACGCAAACAGGGCAGAGCGAGCAACAGAGGGGCCGGCGUGAAUGCAAAGAGUAAACCGCGGAGUAAUGUGGCCCGACCUAUGUUCAAGCGUACGCGGGCUGAGGAGGUCAUGCACCUGGCUGUGGUGGCCUGUGGGAAUCGUCUGGACGAGACCCUCACCAUGGUCAAAUCAGCCCUCCUGUUCAGCCUCAAGAGGAUCACAUUUCACAUUUUUGCUGAGGACCCUUUGGCUCCACAGUUUAAAGAAAGGCUGAACCAGUGGCCUCGCUCCAUCUCAGCCAAGUUCCAGUACAGAAUCUACCCAAUCACCUUCUCUGUGGGGAACGCUGACGAGUGGAAGAAGCUCUUCAAGCCCUGCGCUGCUCAGAGACUCUUCCUCCCUGUCAUCCUGAAAGACGUGGACUCGUUACUCUACGUAGACACUGACGUGCUGUUCCUGCGGCCCAUGGAUGAUAUCUGGAGUCUCCUUAAGUCCUUCAACAGCACCCAGCUGGCAGCAAUGGCCCCAGAGCACGAGGUCCCAAAGAUUGGCUGGUACAGCCGCUUUGCGCGCCACCCUUUCUAUGGAGUCACAGGGGUCAACUCUGGUGUCAUGCUGAUGAAUCUCACGAGGAUCCGCAGCACAAUGUUCAAAAAUAGUAUGAUCCCCAGUGGCCUGUCAUGGGAGGAUCUUCUACAUCCACUCUAUCAGAAGUACAAGAACCACAUCACCUGGGGAGACCAGGACCUCCUCAACAUUAUCUUCCACUACAACCCAGAGUGUCUCUUCAUCUUUCCCUGCCAGUGGAACUACAGGCCCGAUCACUGUAUGUAUGGCAGUAACUGCAAAGGGGCUGAAGAGGAGGGCGUAUCCAUCCUCCAUGGCAACCGCGGCGUGUAUCAUGAUGACAAGCAGCCAGCGUUCAAAGUAGUCUAUGAUGCAAUCAGUGACUUCCCCUUUGAGGACAACAUGUUCCAGUCGCUGUUCUACCCCAUCCAGACCAAGUUCCUGGACACGGUCAACACCCUGUGUGGUCGGAUUCCUCAAGUCUUCCUCAAGCAGAUAGAAAAGACCAUGAGGAAGGUGUUUGAAGACAAAGUGGUGCGCUACGUCAGACCCCACAAAUAACUGAUGGAGAAACUGACUCCCUGUUUUAUCUGACAACACCGAGGACCAACUCGCUGUGGAUUAUGUGCCAUACCAGCAUCUCCGAGACUGAACUGUUGGCUCUGCGUUUGCAGUCUUUUCAACACAUAACACUUCCUGGAAUGGUCCUAUGAACAUUAUGAGCCUCUAGUGAUGGGAUGGACAAUAAGCCUAUGUAUACAGUGAAGCAUACAGUGCUGGUCAGUGAUGCCGUAGAAUAGGUUUGCCUUAUUGCCGUCUUAAACCUUUCACAUCGCAGUCAUGUACGAUGAUGAAAUGUUGGAAAACUAGAGUGAAAAAAGACUGCAUGAAAUCCUUUUUUCUCAAGAACUAUGAACAUUCAUCUCAAGCGUAGGCUCAAAGCAAAAUUGAAGGCAUGUUUGUGUCAAGUGAGCGUUUAACAAAAGUAUCUACCUUCUGUAUUUUUUCCUAGUGAACACGGUAUACACUAGACUAAGUCAACUUUGGACUUUGGAAAGCUUUACUACUUGAAGUAGUAGAUUCAUGAACCACUCCUCUAAAAUCAUGUGAAUGUUUUACCAGCAAAUAACUUGAAAUGUGAGCCAGUGUGAAUGAGAAGAGUUGCCAGUUCUUGGUCUGUUGCCAUAUACCACUGACAGUAUUAAAUACAGCACAACAGAUGACAUUUUAUGUUACAUACCGAAUGUUAAAAUGCACUUUCAGAAUAAUAUUAGGACGGGAUGGUUGUUUGUACACAACUUGUCCACAUUCGAUGCUACACUGUCCGAGUGAAUCGAAACCAAAAGUGUUCGCAUUUAAAAAAAUAGUGACAUACUACAGCUGAUUAUGUGCCAUAUAAAUAUUCAUGUCUGCCAUGUUUACUGCUACAAAAUGAGUGGUAUACACGUGUGUGUUUGAGUCGGUAUCUUACUUUGUAAUAUGGUCUGUUGUGAACACAUGGGUCAGAUGUCUUCGCAGCGUUACUUUCAUUGUGGUGUAAUGUUUUAAAUGUAUCGUUCAAACUGGAAACCGAAAAUGGCUGUACAGUCAACGUGUGUUUCUAAAUAAAUCAAUGCAAUGUA